Penaeus vannamei (Pacific white shrimp) is the source of this 1231-nucleotide messenger RNA. RefSeq lists its product as uncharacterized. Gene Ontology annotation, cellular component: extracellular region. NCBI's taxonomy places the organism in Eukaryota, Metazoa, Arthropoda, Malacostraca, Decapoda, Penaeidae. The record is from RefSeq and is a predicted model, not a curated record. Gene Ontology annotation, molecular function: chitin binding.
AGGUUCCCGCAUCUCACUGCCCUUUUCUCUACAAUUUCCACAUUUUAGUCUUGCAGAUUUCGUGUAAUACUUAACCGGGAUCAUCAUGAAAAUAAUACUUCUUUGUGGUUUGCUGGGCACCAUCUCUGCUGAGAUACUGCCAUCCAGCACCUACGGAGCCCCGAACGGAGGGUUCUCAAACGGUUUUGGCUUUGGAGCUGCGAACGGAGCCUCAAACGGUUUCGGUGCCCCAAGCAAUGGUUACUCUGCACCAAGCAACUCCUAUGGACUGCCAAAUGGCGGAUACGGAGUAGACCCUGAGAUCGCCGCUCUGAGUGAGAACAUUCCAGGGGGCGGCGUCCCCGGCGAGGACUACCCCAUCUUGGCUUCCGUGCCCGACACCGGCUUCUCCUGCGAUGCCCAGGCGGUGCAAGGUUAUUACGCCGACACUGCAGCUGAAGCCGGCUGCCAGGUGUUCCAUAUCUGCCAGGACCGCGCCCUCAGGCGCCAACAGGACUCCUUCCUGUGCCCCAACGGUACCAUCUUCAACCAGCAGUACCUGGUAUGUGACUGGUGGUUCAACGUGGACUGUUCUCAAGCUGAGAGCUUCUACUCCGUCAACGAGCUCAUCGGAGUCGUUCCCGACGCCGGUUAUGCUUAUGCUGCCGCCACCAACGGCCUCCUCAACGGAAACGGAUAUGGAUCCAACGGCAACGGAGGGAACGGAAACGGAAGGAACGGAGCUAACGGAAGGAAUGGCAACGGAGCCACCAAUGGAAAUGGAUAUCGCUCAAACGGCAACGGCAACGGUGCCAAUGGCUUCAACGGCAACGGCAGAAACGGCUAUGGUUCUAAUGGCAACGGCAACGGAGUCUCCAAUGGCAACGGCAGGAACGGCUAUGGUUCUAAUGGCAACGGAGCGAACGGUGUCAAUGGAAAUGGUCUCAACGGCAAUGGAUAUGGAUCUAAUGGAAACGGCUUCGGAAGAAGCUCACUGAAUGGCAAUGGCAAUGGUGCAAAUGGAAAUGGUAAUGGAAACGGCAAUGGUGUUAAUGGCAAUGGAAAUGGGUACAACGGCAAUGGUGCAAAUGGUAAUGGCAAUGGAAAUGGGUACAACGGCAAUGGUGCAAAUGGUAAUGGCAAUACAACGGCAAAAAAUGGCAAUGGAAUGGCAGUGGAAACGGAUAUAAUGGUAAUGGAAACGGCAAUGGCGUUAAUGGCAAUGGAAAUAGAUACAAUGGCAAUGGUGUAA